Thlaspi arvense is the source of this 828-nucleotide messenger RNA. The record is from the annotation of a GenBank genome assembly. Lineage: Eukaryota; Viridiplantae; Streptophyta; Magnoliopsida; Brassicales; Brassicaceae.
AUGACUGAUAAGCUGAAGCAAGACAUGGGGUUACCGGAUUCAACUCAAGACUUAUCGUCAGAGAUGGAAGUUGAUGCAUUCAGAAAGAUCUUCCCUCUUCGUUUCUUCGAGCGUCAUCUCUCUGAAUCUCUCCGGCCUGAUGGUAGACCGCUUGGGAAAGCCAGGGACACCAUUGUAAACCUCGGACUUGUUUCAUCCGCUGAUGGAUCUGCUCUUGCCAAGAUUGGUUCCACUACUAUGCUCGCAGCUAUAAGAAUGGAAGUUAUGACUCCUUCUACAGACGCUCCAGACGAAGGAUGCAUAGCUAUCGAGUUCCACAUGCCUCCUAUAUGCUCUCCAACUGUUCGUCCUGGAAGACCAGCAGACGCUGCUCCUGACAUUUAUUGCCUUGAUGCUGAUGGUGCUCUUUUCGAUGCUGCUCUGCUUUCUGCUGUUGCAGCCUUUUCGAAUCUGCAAAUUCCAGUUGUUGCUCUGAACGACAAUGGAAGAAUAGUUACCAUCACUGGUGAAGAAGGACAAGACAAUGCAUCGAUCACCAAGAAGGAAGCAGUGAACAAGGAGAAGAGAAAACUCACGCUUACGAACAUCCCUUUCUCUUUAACUUGCUUACUCCACAAGAACUACGUAUUAGCAGAUCCAACAGCCGAAGAAGAAUCGAUCAUGGACACUCUCUUGACCGUUGUUUUAGAUUCCUCAGAUCAGAUUGUUUCUUUCUCUAAACCAGGAGGAAGUAUCGCCAAUUCAUCAGCCAUCAAGAGCUGUAUAGAGUUAACAAAGAAGAGAGGAAAGGAGCUUAAGCAGAUAUUGGGAGAGAUGGAUAUCGACUGA